AUGGCCUUUGACUCUAGUGCCAAUGAUUAUUAUCCUCAAGAGCCUGCAGAUAUAGCUCUUUUGCAUCAGCUGCACAAUGCUCAACUCAGACAGUCCUGCUCCACCAUUCCCUGGCCUCUGGAUUUCACUUACAAUUUUCAGGAAAGAUUCUUGGCAUUUUCUCCAGAGCAGCACCCAAUUGUUCUACAGAUUGGUGGGAGCAAUUUGGAGAACCUAGCAAAGGCAGCUGAACUUGCAAAUGCUUACUCUUUUGAUGAAAUUAAUCUAAACUGUGGAUGCCCUAGCGGAAAAGUUGCAGGUCAUGGUUGCUUUGGUGCGCGUCUAAUGUUGGACCCAAAGUUCGUUGCAGAUGCUAUGUCAGCCAUUGCUGCCAAUUGUGGUGUUCCAGUCAGUGUGAAGUGCAGAAUAGGAGUAGAUGAUCGUGAUUCUUAUGAUGAACUCUGUGACUUUGUCUAUACAGUUGUUUCUAACUCGCCAACUAGACAUUUUAUUAUACAUGCACGGAAGGCAUUGCUUAGUGGCCUCAGCCCUGCUGAAAAUCGGAAGGUUCCUCCUCUAAAGUAUGUCUAUACAAAUGGUAGUUGUUUUAAUUUAAGCAUGGCUCACAUCUUGUUUGGGAGGAUAUUACCACAUUCUUUAUGAUUGUGAACUACUGGUGGCAUUGAUUAUGUUUGCUGCAUUGGUAAUGCUUACUAAUGAGAUACCUACCCAUUAUGAAGCAUAAUGUAUGCUCACAAAGCAUGACUGAGUCUUCAGC
Molecule: messenger RNA, 757 nt
Organism: Elaeis guineensis (African oil palm)
Lineage: Eukaryota; Viridiplantae; Streptophyta; Magnoliopsida; Arecales; Arecaceae
Source: RefSeq, a predicted model, not a curated record